AUGGCGUCCAACGGCAGUAACAGGGGCGGUGGUGGUGGUGGUGGGCGAGGCGCGUCCAACUCGGGCUUCCGCGGCAAUCAUGCUGGAGGUCGCGGCGGCGGAACAGCGGCCAACAGGGGCGGCGCUGGCGCUCCUCCGCAGGCAUCCAGAUGGGGAAAUGGACCUCCCUCUGCCAACCACAAUAGCGCAUCUACCAACAACUCGGCUUCUCACGGUCAGCAGAACCAUGCCAAGGGCAACAAUCAGCGCAACGCUACUCCCAAUGCCAACAAGGUCAGCACCGCCAACAGCACCGCCGCACCAACCCCCGCGUUCCCGUCCCUGGGUGUGUCGUCGACUCAGGACGACUCGCAGAAGCUUAUGCACGACCGCAUCACGUUCUUGCUCGUGACGCUCGUCGGCAAUCCGGUCACCGUCACCGUCAAGAAUGGAUACAAGUUCUUCGGCAUCUUCUCGGCUGCCAACACUGAAGGCGGAGAGCUAUCAGUCGCUCUCGCAUCGGCGCAGCAGAUCCUUCCCGCCAAGGACAAGGACGCCCAGCCUGAGCUCGGCGAAUUCAAGGCGACCCUGCUGAUCAACUACAAGGACCUCGAGACCAUUGAAGCCGCCGAGGUCAGGAUGCAGGAGCAGGCCAAGGAGAUGCGCGAGGCACGCGAAAAGGAAGCCUUCCGCACCGACACAGAGAUCUCCAGACCUUUCGAUCCUCUCGCCAGCGGUCGAACGCUCCAGAAAUGGGCUGACGACCCUGAUCUUGACGAUCUGGACAACCUCAGCAGCAACAAGCUGCCAGCCUGGGCAUCGCCCAACGACGCUGGCGCUGGUUUGGAAGACACGUCCAACUCGAAUGCGGGCAAGGCGUGGGACCAAUUUGCUGCCAAUGAGGCGCGCUUCGGCAUCAAGUCCAAUUACGAAGAGAACCUCUACACCACCAAGCUUGAUCGCAGCGGCAAGGACUUCCGCAACCGUGAGCGAGAAGCCGAUCGUAUUGCCCGCGAGAUCAUGGGUCAGGCCACCAACAACCCGCACUUGGCUGAGGAGCGAGGUCAGGCCGACGACUCGGGCGUAAACGAGGAAGACAAGUACGGUGCUGUCGUUCGCAGUCCCAACGCGUACGUGCCGCCGGCGCUUCGCAAGCAGAUGGCUGCCGCUGGUGGUGCUGCUGGUGGCAGCGGCGGCAAGAAGGUUCCCGCACCAACGACAGCCUCUCCCGCACCGUCGCAGGCGCCAGCUACCCCCAAGGCAAACGGCGCUGCACGUCUCACUGCUGCAUUAAACGCGAAUGCCUCCGCUGCUGCUCCCCCCGCCUCGACCGAAACGACCACCGCCGCGCCCUUGUCCGUCGCCGCCAACCCUCCCGUCGUCCAUGUCAAGGUGCCGAGCCCCAGCGUCCCGCAAGAAGCACAAAUCACCGACGCUUCUGGCAAGAAGUCCUCGGUCGACGCUGCCAACCCGCUCAUGGGCGAUUUCCGCUCCUUUGUCAGCUCGGAACGCGAGCGUCUCGAGAAGAAGAAGGCUGCUCUCGCCAAGAAGGAGAAGGAUACGCGCCUCGCCGAUCUCAAGUCAUGGGCCAGCACCUUUAAGCUCACCACGCCCGUGCCCUCGGACGUCGCGGGCAUGGUGCAGAAGGACAAGGAUGACGGCGCGUCCGACAAGCCUCGCGAUCCAAGUCUGCAAAAGAGUCUCAGCCCCACGCCCGCUCACUCGACAGCAACGCCCACGUCCAAAGGGGACGUCAGCAGGUCGUCGGCCGUCUCGCGUGCUGCUCAGGCAUCUGCAUCCAACGUGGUCAGCCCAUCGGGUGGUUCGGGAUCCGCGCAGGUCAACAGCGACGCUCAGAAGCUCGCCGACAGCAAAGCCAUGCUGCAAAAGAUGACCAUUCCCAAGAUUCCGCCGUUCAAUCCGGACAAGUUCAAGGCACGACAGGCAGCAGCAGUGGCUGGUCCCACCACCGAUACAGCUUCGGGUGCGCCAGCGACCAAGACAGAAGGCGGCAUGCCGUCCUCUGUGAGCACGUCUAGCUUCAAGCUGAGCGCCAAGGCGAGCAGCUUCAAGCCGUUCAACCCGAACGCGGCCAGCUUCACUCCAGGGGGCGCAUCCAGCACCUUUACACCCGCAUCCGCUGCCGCUGGAGCUCCUGCUGGUUCGGCUGCAGGUGCCGCCGCUGUCAGCCCCGCGCAGACCACUGCUGCUGCUGUGCCAUCCACCUCGGCCCGUCCUUCGCUGACCUCGACGCCGCAGGCAGCUUCGACCUCGGCAGCUGCGUCUGCCAAUCCGUUCUUUGGCAAUCGCGUCAUCAAAAAGUCGGACAACGUCCACAUCCGGGAGGACUUUAACCCAUUCAAGGUCAGCAAGGUGCCCGAUGCCAAGUCGGUCGGACCCAUGUGGGCUUUCAGUGGCAAGCCGUACCGCCAGCACUUUGUCGCUCCCCCGGCAGGUGGCGCUAUGGACGACGGCACCGGCUUGUUCGUCCCUGCCCACGCCGGCGUGAUGCAGCCUGGCAUGCAUCCUGGAGCGCAGACCCCGCAGCCGGUGCCUCAGCCUCUUCACCCUGGCCAGAUGCCCAUGUCAGCACCGCAAGGCGGAAUGGUGGGGGCUCCCGGACCUGGACCCGCUGGCCCUGGUCCGCAGCAACAGCCCUUUGGCAUGGUGUAUCAGCCGUACGGUGGCGGCCCGUAUCAAUACCCCGGCGGUCAGCCUCAGCAAGGCGGCAUGCCACACGGACGCCAGCCGAGCAUGGUGCAAGCGAUGCCGAUGGCACCCUCGAUGCAGGGCGGUCCCGUCCCCUAUGGCGCCAUGCCUCAGCAGUUCAUGGGUCAGAUGCCCUUCUCGCCGCCCAUGCACCAGCACGGCGCACCGCAAAACAUGUACAGCCCGCAGAUGGGCAACGUACCUCCCUCGGCGGGGCAGCAGCAGUUCAUGCCCAUGCCUCCUCCGCCCGGUGCAGCGGGCGCUGGUCCUCGACCGCCGCCGCCGCACUUGCAGCAAAAGGGACCCCCACCGCCGCAGGCGGGACAGCCACCUCACAUGGGCUACUACCCCGGCCCAGGGAUGCAGUUCGCCGGCGGCCCGGGUCCUCACUUCGGCGGCCCACAGGGACCACCCAGACAGGGAGCACCAGCCGAGUCGGGCCCUGCAUCCAGCGCUGCUUCCUCCACAGCUUGA
This is a messenger RNA of Kalmanozyma brasiliensis GHG001, 3162 nucleotides long. Its product is annotated as Ataxin 2, SM domain protein. Gene Ontology annotation, biological process: cytoplasmic stress granule assembly. NCBI's taxonomy places the organism in Eukaryota, Fungi, Basidiomycota, Ustilaginomycetes, Ustilaginales. Gene Ontology annotation, cellular component: cytoplasmic stress granule. The transcript has a single exon. Gene Ontology annotation, molecular function: RNA binding. The coding region runs from base 1 to 3162 and encodes 1053 amino acids. The record is from RefSeq and is a predicted model, not a curated record.